UAUAUCAUUUAUACAUUGACACACUUAAAACUUAAUUCAUAUUCAACUAAAAUAUUUCAUGAUGAAUAUUAAAUUUGCUUUCCAUAUGUUUUGUACUACCGCGAUAAUUGUACAAAUAUCUGCAUUGAAAAGAUUUUAUACAAAGAAUAAUCCAGUCGAAGAAGAAAAAAUUAACACAAAUUUAGAUAACGUGAAAAAGGAAGUAAUAUUUGAAGAAACAAAACGGAACAAAUAUUUAGAUAAUGGUUUAUGUACAAAUAACUUUUUUAUUAAUGCUUUAACCGCAUUGAAUGAGUGUAUUGGUGAAAAUGAAACUGUAAAACGUCAUUCAUUAAAUGAAAAUGAAUAUAAAAAUUAUAUAAAUUCAAAUUUAGCCAUGAAAUUAGUAAAUGAAACUUGUGAUCUAUUGAAAAAGAGAUAUUAUGCUACAGAACCAAAAUCCAAAGAAAUAUUGUCAAAAGAAGUGUGUGAUAGUUUAAGCACAGAAGUGUUAGAAGAAAUGGAGGGAAAAUGUUAUGAUAUAAUGGAAGAUUGUUCCAAUAAAUUUAUUAUUCAAAUAAUGCAUUCUAGUAAUAAAUUUGAAAUUGUACACGGAAAUCUGUUGAAUCCUGACAGCAGAAACAUAAUUAUAUAUUGUCCUAUAACUGAAGGAGAUAUAUAAAUAAUAUAAAUUUUACCAGAAUCAUUGACAAGUAUAGAAACUGAUACAAUAUAGAAAUAAUUUAUAUAAUUAUACAAACAUUUUAAUAAUCAAAAAUAGUCAUUACUUUUAAGAAUAAAAAAUAAGUUUUUAAAACAUGAAUGUAAAAAUUUAGACCUGUCAUUAUAAAAUCAAUAAUAAAACCUUUUGGUUUACAACUCAUGAAACAAUAAAUAACCAUUCUGCACUUAAAAUUUAGUAUAUUUUAAUUACUAUCAGGAAAACUAUAACAAUCUUCUUCUUCCUUGCCUUAAUCCCAACUACUUGAGGACGGUUGGACAUAUUUUUAGUAUAUAUCUUUGUCUAUGUUACAAUUACCUAAUUUAUGUACUUGUAUUAUUUGUAAAAAGGGCUUCUACCCGUGAAAUUAUAAAAUAAAAUAAAUAAAUAAGUGCUAUAU
Daktulosphaira vitifoliae (grape phylloxera) is the source of this 1100-nucleotide messenger RNA. RefSeq lists its product as uncharacterized. The record is from RefSeq and is a predicted model, not a curated record. Lineage: Eukaryota; Metazoa; Arthropoda; Insecta; Hemiptera; Phylloxeridae. Bases 59 to 661 code for a protein of 200 amino acids. The transcript is spliced from 5 exons.